GUUCACUUGGGGGUUAAAUCUUCAAAAAUUUUCAAGGAAACGUAAUGGAUUAAGCAAGCUUUUGUAACUUGUUUAUUCGUAGUGAAGUAAAACUCAUGGAUGUCACGUUCGUUAUCAGACAUCUCAGCGAGGGACUUUGUUAUAUUAUGUUUACAAAUGAUAUGCAAAUGUGGUGUUCAUUGCCGUGAAAUCAACAAGUCGACACGAAAGAAGCCAUUUAAAGAUCAACUAUGGCGCCGCCACGUGCAGAUAACAAGAAAUUUUCGAAGGAAAAAUCAAAACAAAAGGCAACAAAGAAGCCUUCGAAAUCGUCACUUCCUUCUACAGCAGUGGCCGUAGCUAUAACCGCUCUAGCAGCGAUAUGUGUAGCUGUGUAUUACAAGAAUGGAUAUGGGAUCGAAUCGAAUUUACGCCAAGCGAUGGAGGAAAGAAGUAAAGAAUCCGUGAGGGCUUCGACUUCCAAACGAACUGAUGCGAAUACCGACUUUAAAGUUUUGCCUCGAUUAAAUGGUGUGAAGGUUGGCCAUGUGCAAAAAAGACAACUAAGCCCGGGGAAGAUGUAUGUGAUAAAAACACUUAGCUUAAGACCGCCUAUCUUCGAAAUUCCCGAUUUUCUGUCUAACGACGAAUGCCAAACUAUGGUAAGCCUCGCCUCCAGAGAGGGCCUGGACACCAGUGAGGUCCAGGACCCUGAAACGGGUAUCAACAUAGAGCCAACCAAUGAGGCGACAUUUCACAGUUGGGACUACAACAACGACGGUGUCAUUGACAAAGUGGAGGUAAUGCAUAAUCUUGUUGAUCUCAGUGAUUUAUACUUCUCGGAAGAAGACAUUGCAAAAAUGGAGAAGUUACAUGUUAAUCACUUCUGGGAAUUAAAGGGUUACCGCAAGGCUAAUAAAAAUGGUGUUAUGGAUUUAAAAGAGUUUCUUGCUGUGACAACAAACAAGAUCAUGAAAAGUCUCCAUAACAUGGCGAAAGGACUCCCUCGAGUCAAAAGCCGGAAUAGUCAGCAAACAUGGCUAGAUCAUCGAAAGAUCAAAGGACUCAAUGACAGAGUGGCGUCUCUAACAAAGCUUCCCAGAGCAGCCAUAGAAGAAAGUGAGGAACUUCAGGUUGUCCAUUACCAUCCCGAGGGCCACUAUCACUGUCACCAUGACUCCCAAGAUAUUGAACCGAACGUUCCCUGUUGUGCUUUCCGUGACAGACGUCACUGUCGUCUUUGCCGGUACAUUACAGUAUUGUACUUUUUAAACGAUGUGGAAGAAGGAGGCGAGACUGCAUUUCCAGUUGCAGAUAAUGCAACAUUUAGCACCGAGGCGUGGGCGAAGAUCACCAAAUACCGCUGCGACCUGAGCAAGCAUUGUCACAAAGCCAACUUAUUCGUAAAACCUCGAAAAGGAACAGCCAUCAUGUGGUAUAAUCACUUACGGGAUGAAAAAACUGGAUGGCACGGGAGACUGGACGAGAUGACUUACCAUGGAGGGUGUGAUAUCAUUAAAGGAGAAAAAUGGAUCGCAAACAAUUGGAUAAAUAUCCUUGGAAACUCGCGAGAGACUAUGGUCUCGUACAAAAAUCCUAAGAAAAAAAUUUAAUGAGAAGCCUGACUUGUUAUUGUUUUAAAACAGCACUAAAUAGUCGGACUUUGUUCUCAGUGUCUUUAUUCUACUUGUCCCCUAAAUCGAGAGAGAAACUGGGGCGGGAGAAUAAGGAGAUAAAGACUGGGUCGGAUACUGUUUAACUAAGAACUGACGCCUUUUCUCUUGAAUUCAUAAUUUUUAGCCCACCAAAAUUAUCUGUAGCCUUACUCUCCCGCGCCCCCUGCCCUAUGCAGUAAUGCUUGGGCAGGGAUUUAGGAGGUCGCAUUUCUGUCAAUCCACUCAUCAAGUCAAAUUUGCCACUUUGUAAAAAUGAAUCACGUACCAAAUCGUUUAAGGUUAGGAAAAUAUUUCUGAUGAGCAUUCUGUUUGGAAUUCAGCAUUUUUUGACGUUACCCUGCGGCAAUCACCUCAUGAAACUAUGGCGAAGAAUUAUUUCCCCCGGUAAAGCUGCCAUUUGUGCAGGGAGAGGAAGGGUGUGAAUGGCAUCUUUAGACACUACUGCAACUGGUUGGAAAAACGAUGAAAUAAUGAACUGAGUAGAAAAAUGGUUUUUUAGAAAUAAAAUU
Stylophora pistillata is the source of this 2164-nucleotide messenger RNA. RefSeq names its product transmembrane prolyl 4-hydroxylase. Gene Ontology annotation, biological process: peptidyl-proline hydroxylation to 4-hydroxy-L-proline. Gene Ontology annotation, molecular function: calcium ion binding; procollagen-proline 4-dioxygenase activity; iron ion binding. The record is from RefSeq and is a predicted model, not a curated record. Gene Ontology annotation, cellular component: endoplasmic reticulum. Lineage: Eukaryota; Metazoa; Cnidaria; Anthozoa; Scleractinia; Pocilloporidae.